AUGUACAGUUGUUACGAUACGAUAGCCACAGAUGAUCAAGAAGAGUUGUUAACGGCAUUUUUAAUGCUGGAACAAGCAAAGGGCCACGCGUCUCGAUGGGCUCCGUAUUUUCAAGUGCUACCGUCAUUUAUUUCGAAAAAUACCGUCCCAUCGCCACUUUUCAGCAACGAAGAGGAUGUCGAUGCCUUACAGGACGAACGUAUGAUACAAACUGCACGAACUGAGAGGCAGAGAGCCAAGAAAGCGUAUGGUCGGUUUAAACGACUUUUUCGCUCUUUUCUGGAUGAUAAAACUAUGAGUUUAUCACGAUAUCUCUGGACUCGUUUUCUAGUUAACUCGAGAGCAUUUUCGAUCCGAGGUCAGCGUGUGUUAGUGCCAUUUGGAGAUAUUUUCAAUGGAGAACCAGACGAUGAAGCUCGGCAACAAGACAACGGACAGCGGUUCCUUUUGUUCCAUGAUCUUCAGCCUCAGGGCAUGACUAUCCGAGCAGAUCGCGACACGUUGAGUGGCCAGCAUCUCUUUGAAGAUUACGGAGACAACAGCAACUAUGUGUAUUUCCUGCAUCAUGGGUUUCUUAUGAGCGAUAAAGGUUUCGACUGUGCAGUUUUUCGACUUCCAAGACUGGCAGAAGCUUCUCUAGAAGAUAGUGGAAUCUUAGCGUCGAAGUUGCAUAUUUUAUCACGGAUUCGAGUCGACGAUGCGCCGCAGGUGUGUAUUUCUCGAGCUGGAAAUGUGGAAGACUCUGAUCUGGUGCGUGUUUACACAGCUCUGUACAAUAUGAAUGCUGAACAAGUCCGAGCUUGUGAUAAUGCUAGAGCAUUUAGUGAAUGUUUCCCGUCUGAAUUGAUGCCAGAUCUAGACACUGAACUUGGAUAUCACGAAUUAUCGCUGUUGCUGAAGUCUAUCAAGCUGCAAUUGGAGAAAUAUGCUACUACUCUUGAAGAGGAUCAAACAAUACUUCAGCAUCUUACGGAUGUUACGGUAUCUGGUAACAAACACGCUGUAACUUUCCGAUUAAGUCGAAAGCAGAUUUUACGUGAAGCUCAAAGAAAUUUGGCAACACAGUUGAAAAAUAGCGAAAGGAAAGCCAAAAAUGACGUUAGCGAACCUCAAUUAUCCCCUUCUAAAGAGCUUGAGCUUGAGGAGGUUGGCAACAAGCUCGAACGAUUCCAACAAUGGAUCGCUCGUCAUCAUUUCCCAGUGAAUUCUUUGGAGUUGCGAUACGUCAGUGAAGCCGUCGGGUACGGCACGUUUGCUGUCAAACGUCUAGCUAUUGGAGACGUGUACCUGAAAGUACCCGUCCAAGUCGUUAUGAAUGUCUGGUCAGCUGUGAAGUCUCGUUGGGUAAGUCAAACGAUGCAGGAGCUUCAGAAGCAACGUGUGAGUGUUGACAGAGAAGAAAUGCUGCUACUUCUUCACCUUUUAGAGGAGAAAUUUGGUCCGAAUCAUCGUCACUCAUUCUGGAAACCGUAUCUGGAAAUGCUACCAGAUUUAGAAGACUCCUUAAACUCACCUCUGUUCUAUGAAGAAGUAGAGCUAAAGACACUUGAAGGCACCGAUCUGUUAACUCUUGUGGUUAACUAUCGCAAGCGAGUGGCUCGAUCCUAUGUUACUAUCGCGAGCUACUUGAAGCAAUCGGGUCAUGAUGAAACACUACAAUGGCUCACUGAAAGACGCUUCCGAUGGGCCAACGCUGUGCUUGACUCUCGUAGUAUUUGGUGGAGCGGCCAGCGCCACCUCGUGCCGCUACUUGACAUGGUUAACUGCCAAGAACUCAACGUAAAUCACAAACCGCAUCACACGAUUCUCGACUCAUCUGGUCGUCACGCGGUCACGAAAUCGUCCUGGGAGUUCCAAGCUGGUCAAGAAGUUGUCGAGAACUACGCUCAGACAAACUACAUUUACUUACUCUACCACGGCUUCGUCUUGGACUCCAACAGCCACGACUGUGCUCAUUUCCAUCUCGAGAUGCCAGUUGCAGCACGUCACCGUAGAUUUUCCGUCCUGCUUCGAAUAUCAUGA
Phytophthora infestans T30-4 is the source of this 2022-nucleotide messenger RNA. RefSeq lists its product as uncharacterized. Gene Ontology annotation, molecular function: protein-lysine N-methyltransferase activity. Lineage: Eukaryota; Oomycota; Peronosporomycetes; Peronosporales; Peronosporaceae. The transcript is spliced from 3 exons. Bases 1 to 2022 code for a protein of 673 amino acids. The record is from RefSeq and is a predicted model, not a curated record. Gene Ontology annotation, biological process: peptidyl-lysine monomethylation.